CAUCUGGAGAUUCAACUUCGUAGUCUUCUUCGGUUGUGUGGACGGGCAAGUUGCUUCGUUCAUCAAUGGACCUCCGGUUACCUGCUGUUAGAAAGUUAUAGUUAAAACUAAUAUAGUUCGUAUAAUAUUACACAUAAAAGUGUUGUAUAUCCACGAGUAUCAAAGGUUCAAGGAUCCACGUACAUAACCUACAAAUAUUUAAGAUGUCUCACGAUCAUUCGAUGCACAGCAUGAAUUCCUCCGGCGGACACGCUGGGAUGGAUCAUAAUCAUCAUGUUGGUAUGGAUCAUUCUACUAUGGAUCACUCAACUAUGGAUCACUCAACCAUGCAUCAUUCACCAAUGGGCCAUGAUCAUGCUGCCAUGGCUGCGGGUGAACACGCUGCUGCCAGUGCUGAUGAUGCUUGCAGUGGUGGUCACACGAUGCAUGGAAUGGCGAUGGCCUUCCAUGGCGGUUAUUGCGAAACCGUUCUCUUCGAUUCCUGGAAAGUAUCUUCUAUAGGAAGUCUUCUCGGCUCAAUGAUUGGAAUUAUCAUUAUGGCAGCUCUUUACGAAGGGUUGAAGUAUUAUCGUGAAUAUCUAUUCUGGAGGACGUACAAUGCGCUUCAGUACCGGAGCGUUUCAAUGCCUCCGGAGAAAAACGUCGUUUCAGAAGACAACAGAGUCGUACAUAUGGUCGGAGAAGUGAUUCACAAACAACCGCCAACAAUGCUGUCUUGGAUGCACUUGUUCCAAACGUUUCUCCACAUCGUACAAAUAAUCAUAUCGUACUUCCUUAUGUUGAUCUUCAUGACAUACAAUGUAUGGUUGUGCUUUGCCGUUGUCCUCGGUGCCGCAAUCGGUUACUUCCUUUUUGGAUGGAAAAAAUCUGUAAUCGUAGAUGUUACGGAACACUGCCACUGAAGUCGUUGAAAUUAGAUAGUAUUUUCCCCCGUAUGUCACGGCACAAUUGUUGUAUAAUUACGAAAUGAAAAUCAACAACAUCAAUAAUAACAAAACAUAGUAACAGAAAUUGUUUUAUACUGAAUUGAUUUAACUUGCAUUGACCACGAGAUAUACAAUGUGUAUACAUAUAGUCACUUCCAUGAUUAUAACUAUGCAAAGUGCUAAUUAAAAAGUUACAAGUAUAUAGGACGCUCAUCGAGAUAUCGUAUCAAUUUUUAUAUGAGGUACAGGUCUCAGUUUUCAAGACGAAAAGGUCUGAUAAUGCCGAUGAAUAACAUGUAAAAUAUAUUUCCUUGGAAACAAAAGUAUCGACUGAAAUCUUGUUGAGAUCACCUAUAUUCAUAAUUUAUCAAUCAUGUACAUAUAUUAACUACUAGGAUCUUGAAGUAUCUAGAUCACACAUACGCAUACAUGUAUAUGUACAUAUGUGUAUACUUAUAUUAAGGUGUGAAUCUGAAAUCAGAGAAAGUACGCUAUUUUGAAAAAAAAAUUCUUUCAUUUUGAGAUAUUAUUCUCUUUAUUUUUCCUUAUUUUUAACCUAAAUUUAUUGCUGAAAAGUUAUUAUAGUCUGUGGAGUAUGUAAUAUAUGCUGAGAAGCUCAUGAACGUUAAGGUGACAAUAAAAUUAUCAUCUGUUGAAAA
Molecule: messenger RNA, 1585 nt
Organism: Athalia rosae (coleseed sawfly)
Lineage: Eukaryota; Metazoa; Arthropoda; Insecta; Hymenoptera; Athaliidae
Gene: Ctr1A
Product: high affinity copper uptake protein 1
Exons: 5
Coding region: 204-902 (232 amino acids)
Biological process (GO): copper ion transmembrane transport
Cellular component (GO): membrane
Molecular function (GO): copper ion transmembrane transporter activity
Source: RefSeq, a predicted model, not a curated record